AGGCAGGCCUUCCUCUUUUUUAUAGUGCGACACACUCACAGCAUAACUGAGAGGCCUAACAUUACAGACAGAGAUGGCGAAUGCUCUGAAGAUGGGAUCUCAGACUCUCACCCUCGACCACCGCCACCACAGUCACCUGUACUUCCACCGCCAUUGCCACUGCUCUCUUUGAUCCACUCUUCUUCUUCUUCUUCCUCUUUUUCUUCUUCAGUAUUACUUCAGCACACUGGUACUGCUUCUUCUUCAGGUGCCUCUUUUAGGCCAGUUUGAAGAAGCCAGAUGGGUUCAAGAUUCCCAUCUCAUCAACUUAGCAAUGGCCUGUAUGUAUCAGGCCGGCCUGAACAACCGAAAGAAAGGACUCCUACAAUGAGCUCGGUUGCAAUGCCCUAUACUGGUGGUGACAUCAAAAAGUCUGGAGAAUUAGGGAAAAUGUUUGAUAUCCCUGGGGAUGGUUCUAAAUCUAGAAAAUCUGGCCCAUUAAAUAAUGCUCCCUCAAGGACUGGAUCAUUUGCUGGUGCUGCUUCGCAUUCUGGACCAAUCAUGCCAAAUGCAGCUGCUCGAGCUGGUUAUACUACAUCUGGUAGUGUAUCUGCUUCAGUCUCAAAGAAGACCAAUUCUGGUCCAUUGAAUAAACAUGGGGAACCGAUUAAGAAGUCAUCCGGCCCUCAAUCUGGAGGGUAUACGCGCCAAAACUCUGGUCCAAUUCCAGUUCUUCCUACCACCGGCCUUAUUACAUCUGGUCCUCUGAAUUCAUCUGGGGCUCCAAGGAAGGUGUCUGGUCCAUUAGAGUCCACAGGAUCCAUGAAAUCACAUGGUUCCUCAGUUGCUCACAAUCCAGCUGUGACCACUGUCAGCCUAGGUGAUGAAUAUUCCUUCAUGAGGAAUUUCCCGAAGCCAAUACUGUGGUCUGUAAUUCUGAUUUUUGUUAUGGGAUUUAUUGCUGGUGGUUUCAUUCUUGGAGCUGUCCGCAAUGCCGUCCUCCUCAUUGUUGUAGUUAUCCUGUUUACUGCUGUUACGGCUCUAUUCACCUGGAAUAGUUGUUGUGGUAGGAGAGCGAUUGUUGGUUUCAUUUCACGCUAUCCUGAUGCUGAACUCAGAACUGCCAAGAAUGGGCAAUUUGUGAAAGUUUCUGGGGUGGUUACCUGUGGUAAUGUUCCACUUGAGUCCUCCUUUGGAAAAGUUCCUAGAUGUGUCUAUACAUCAACAAAGUUGUAUGAAUAUCGAGGAUGGGGUUCAAAGCCAGCCAAUCCUAAGCAUCACCGUUUUACAUGGGGAAUCAGAUCAACUGAGAGGCACGUGGUGGAUUUCUACAUCUCUGAUUUUCAGUCUGGAUUGAGAGCACUGGUUAAAACAGGUUAUGGUGCAAGGGUGACUCCAUAUGUUGAUGAUUCAAUUGUAAUCGAUGUCAAACCAGCCAAUAAAGACAUGUCCCCUGAGUUUCUUCGAUGGUUGGCAGAGAGAAACCUUUCAAGUGAUGAUCGUAUAAUGCGAUUAAAAGAAGGGUACAUCAAAGAAGGAAGCACAGUUAGUGUGAUGGGAGUUGUUCAGAGAAACGAUAACGUGCUUAUGAUCAUGCCGCCACCAGAGCCUCUGGCGACAGGAUGUCAAUGGGCUAAAUGUAUAUUUCCAGCUAAUCUCGAGGGUAUUGUUUUGAGAUGUGAAGAUACCUCUAAGGUUGAUGUCAUUCCAGUGUAGCAGAAACCUCUUGUUAGGUAUUCUUCUUCCCAUGUCAAAUAUCGAUGUUUUGUUUGUAGCCCAAGUGUGACGGUUUUACAAGUUUACCCCUUUGGUUCACACUAAACUCCUAGUUUGAUGUAUAGCUAAUGGUAAAUCUUAUUCGUUUAUUUUUAAUGAGGAUGUGGUUUUUAUGUAGUGAGAUAAGUUGUAUUUCCCCGAGGAACUUGCUGUUUACAACCAAACCAAUGGUUGGCUUGGCUUUACUCCCUUGUCUAUACAUGUCCUAGUGUAAGAAGGAUACCUAAUAAUCUUUUUUUCUUUUGCCUGGGAAUAAUAUAUCAAUCAAAUGAACCAAAAAAGCAGUGUAAUUAUUCAGUUUACAUUUUGACCUUCAUCUCACUCUCUCUAACUAUUUAUUUAGCCUGAGUUAAAAAAAAAAAAAAAGAAUUGCGACAUGGCUCCUCCGUUUAUGAUUCACAAUCUGAUGUAUAUCCAUCUCUCAGCUUUCAUUGGAAUGUUAGACAGGAGCAAAAUGGUACCUUAGGAUGCCAUUUUCCAAUCUAUUUGGUGCUUGGAAAAGAGAACCAGGAUACAGAAGACAUCGAGGGAUGUACAUUAUAAUUACUUUUUUUAUGCACUUUGCAUACCUGGUAUCAAUUAAUACCUUGAUACAAGAGAGGGUUUGAAGAUUGCAUAUUUAUUUUUGUGCUAGUCCCGUGGAAAACAGACGUUAUAAACAAAAAGGGCAUCGGCAUUCUAUUUUAAUGGUACUAAAAAGAAAAAGAAGAUAAUUAUGGAGAGAAAUGGUAGUAUGGUCCUUGAUAUGAAAGCCACGUGUGUGAAGAAUGCGGUGGAAAUGAAGAACGUGUCGUUGAGAGGCGAGGUUAACAUUCUGGAAAAGGGGAGGGGGAGAGAGAAAGGAGGCCUAUUUAUGGCGUGACAUAUCCUUUAACACUCAUGCAAAUCACAUCACAAUGGAUAGAGAUAGGGCUAUUCUGAUAGUAACAGUGUGCUUGUUCAUGUUCUUGUGCUUGUGCUUUAUUACUGUGACUAAUGGAGACGAAGAGCGGAAGCAGAGGACGGAACCAGCACCAUCAUUUUGGCCAUGGCAGAAACUAAGGAGCUUCUAUUCUCUGUAUUCUAAAGUUUGGUCUCCAAGUACUUGGUCGUGGCAGUUGUUAAAGGAAGCUUAUUCCCGUUUCAUUUCUCCAAAUCUAGGAUUUAGUAAAGGAGGGGAGAAGAUGAAACAAGCAUCCACAAAAGGAGGUUUGGGAGCCGAGGAUAAUGCUGCGAAAUCAGGAUGCGAAAAACAACAUCAAAAUGAGCUCUGACCUUUAAACUAAUAUUUCCUGUUUUUAAUUUUAAUGUCCAUUAUGUCUGUUUAUAAAAUCUUUAGUGUCUUGUAAAUAUUGUCUCUUUCUUAAAGUAAGCUAAGUUCGAAUUCCCUUCUCA
Molecule: messenger RNA, 3129 nt
Organism: Prosopis cineraria
Lineage: Eukaryota; Viridiplantae; Streptophyta; Magnoliopsida; Fabales; Fabaceae
Exons: 6
Coding region: 280-1695 (471 amino acids)
Source: RefSeq, a predicted model, not a curated record